Molecule: messenger RNA, 3620 nt
Organism: Homo sapiens (human)
Lineage: Eukaryota; Metazoa; Chordata; Mammalia; Primates; Hominidae
Gene: SLC25A35
Product: solute carrier family 25 member 35
Exons: 6
Coding region: 594-1469 (291 amino acids)
Biological process (GO): phosphoenolpyruvate transmembrane transport; glycerol-3-phosphate biosynthetic process
Cellular component (GO): mitochondrial inner membrane
Molecular function (GO): phosphoenolpyruvate transmembrane transporter activity
Source: RefSeq, a predicted model, not a curated record
AGUGGCAGGAGUGUGGCGGCCCGGCCUCCGCAGGCUACCCGGGGUUGAAGCUACUGCGAGCUCCGGUGGCUGCCUGGGGACGCUCAGGGACGCUCAUUCCUGGCCAGAGUCCUGACUUCUUUCUCGGAUCGAGAUCUCGUUGCUGGCUCGAGGAAAUCACCGGCUCUUCUCCCGGAUCCUUUUCUUCUCUCACUUGCUGGCUUUCUUCUUCCUGCCUCCCUGGCUUCCAUCUCCCAACCCCGCGAUUCCCUCCUCUACUCCCGUGCUCCCGUCGCCCGCCAUCCUGAGCCAUCCCACCUGCAACCUUCUGUCUUUUGCCCCUCCUUGACCUCAGAGGGUCCUGCCUUAAGCUUCUCACCAGAAUCUCCUAGAUUUCUAUCUCUUCCCUGCUUGCCAGCUCUUGACUCCCAAAUUCCAGCUGACGUUUGACCACUUGACAUUUGACCCUGACACCCUUGACUGCAAAUCUAAAUUCUUAUCUUCUGCAACCUGUACUGCUGAAACAGGCCUUCCCCCUGUCUUCCAACCCCGCUUUCUGACACCCAUUUUUACUUUCUUACUCUUGGGUCAGUUCCUGCUACAGCUAUCCCACCAUGGACUUCUUGAUGAGUGGCCUGGCAGCCUGCGGGGCCUGUGUAUUCACCAAUCCCCUGGAGGUGGUGAAGACCAGGAUGCAGUUGCAAGGAGAACUGCAGGCCCCUGGCACAUACCAGCGGCACUACCGAAAUGUCUUCCAUGCCUUCAUCACCAUCGGCAAGGUGGAUGGCCUUGCUGCCCUGCAGAAAGGCCUGGCCCCCGCCCUCUUGUACCAGUUCCUGAUGAAUGGCAUCCGACUGGGCACCUAUGGGCUGGCUGAGGCUGGGGGCUACCUGCACACAGCCGAAGGCACCCACAGUCCUGCCCGCAGCGCAGCAGCUGGGGCCAUGGCUGGGGUCAUGGGAGCCUACUUGGGGAGCCCCAUCUACAUGGUGAAGACACACCUGCAGGCACAGGCAGCCUCAGAAAUUGCUGUAGGGCACCAGUAUAAGCAUCAGGGCAUGUUUCAGGCGCUAACCGAGAUUGGCCAGAAACAUGGUCUGGUGGGGUUAUGGCGUGGGGCUCUGGGCGGCCUGCCCCGAGUUAUCGUCGGUUCCUCCACCCAGCUGUGCACCUUCUCAUCCACCAAGGACCUCCUGAGCCAGUGGGAGAUCUUUCCUCCCCAGAGCUGGAAGUUGGCGCUGGUGGCUGCCAUGAUGAGUGGCAUUGCAGUUGUCUUGGCCAUGGCACCCUUUGAUGUGGCCUGCACAAGGCUCUACAACCAGCCCACAGAUGCACAGGGCAAGGGCCUCAUGUACCGGGGGAUACUGGACGCUCUGCUGCAGACAGCUCGGACCGAGGGCAUUUUUGGCAUGUACAAGGAACCGAGUCCCCAAGUUCUCAGCAACAUCAUGCAGUGCUUCAGCGCCUUUACUGGGGACCAAAGAUGUUAGGAUCGUGAAGGGUCAGACUGGUCACCAGCUGUUCAAAGUCACCCAGGCUCCAGGGUGCAGGUGACAGAUUUUCGGGGCCAAGAGAUGACCUGUUGUCAGGGCUUGGGGUGGGGGAACAGAUGGAGACAGAACAUCAUCCAGGCCUGAGGUUUGGAAAUUGCCAAUUCCUGUUCCCCAGAGGACCUGGGUAUCAGUUACCCCAAACCUCUGGCCCACUCCUGCUUCCUUGGAGGAUCCCACCAGUGAGUCUCCCUGUUCUGUCCCUCCCAGCCCGAUUCUCCUGGGAACCCAGUCAUGAGAUACCCGCCCGUUCCUUCCUCCUUACGGGGGCUGAUUGAAGGUAAGCAAGAGAUCAGUCUGGUACUGGGGCAGCCUCAGCAAGGCCUGAUGAAGUGUCACGUCCUUUGCUACCUAAGGGGAUCAGAGUCAGGAUGCUUACCUGGAUCUCUGCGUCCCCGCUACCGCCCUUCCAGGACAUUACACACUCUCGGGCCCUCACCUGCUGGUUUUCCUUAGCUAUCUGCUGCUUGCCAGAGAGGACCCAGGCUUCUUGACAGCGGCCCCUCAGGGCCAGGUUCUCCAAACUGAGAGGCUGAACAGACUCCACAUGGACAGCCCUAGCCCCCUGCACGCCACCAACAUCCUCAAAGUGGUACCUGGAGUAGGGAAGCGGGGUCAGGAAGGGACAUCUCUGGUCGCCUCCCCGGGAGCAUCUUUAAGUUGCAGGCCUGGCUCCCGGCCCGUGCGUGGUCUCACCGCCCGGAUUAACCGUCGGCCGCGGGCCCCGCCCACUGGUCCGACCCCGCCCCUGCCAUUGGCCAGCCGGGGGCCAUUCCCUCACCGCGCAGCCGCUUCGCCCCGUACGUGGGCCUGCAGCUCGAGAAGUUCCACUAUCAGGCUCUGGUCCGUCACGGGAUGGCAGAAAACUUCUUGAUUGUCCGGGACCGGUCGGAGGUCGCUGGAGUGAGGCGAGGCAGACCCUGGUUGACCCCGGUCUCUUCCCACAACCCACCCAGUCAGCCGCCCCUGGGCGCCCCGGCCUUCUCACCUUACGUCAAUGGCCCCCAUGGGGAGGAUGGCGGAAAAGGCGCCCCCGAACAGCGGGCAGUCUCUCGUGGGCUCCAUGGGUCUGAGGCUGGGUUAUGGGCAUUAGAAAGGUUUAAAAGAAGUCCACAUUGGGUCACGUGGCAUCGGCUCCCUGGGUUUCGCAGCUGCCACCGCCACCCGGGUCUGGCUUAGCUCCCGGAUCCUUUAAGAUUUGGCUCCGCCCUGCGCUCUCGUUGGCCAAUCGGCGCCAAGACCCUGGGGGCGGGGGUCAGCGGCUUUGCUCCGGAAGCCGCGCUCUUAGGAGUGCGCCUGGCGGGACGGUGGGGUCUGCCUUGGGGUUGGACUUAGGGUUAGGGUCUAUGUCGCCCCCGGUGGUCACGAGCAUGCUCCCGCCAGCCUCCUCUUGAUUGAUUGAUUGAUUGAUUGAUUGACAGGUCUCGCUGUGUCGCCCAGGCUGUAAUGCAGUGGCGCGAUCACCGCUCACUGCAGUCUCCACCUCCAGGACUCAAGUGAUACUCCUGCCUCAGCCUCUUGAGUGGCUCCUGCUCCCGCCACCACGCCCGGCUAAAUUUUUAAUUACUUGUAGAAAUGGGGCGGGGUGGGGAGUGUCUCCCAAUCUUGCCCAGGCUGGCCUCAAACUCCUGGACUCAAGCGAUCCUCCCGCCUCGGCUCCCUAAGUGCUGGAAUUACAGGCGAGAGCCACAGCGCCUGGCCUCCUCGUCCUUUUCAAGUGGUCACACCUUCCAAGAAGGUCGCCUGAGACCCUCCUGAGGGGCAGGUGCUCGUCAAAGGGGCCCACGUCUAGGUAGGGUCUCUUGAGUCAGGAAAGCAUAGUUUCACGGUGUUCUGGGCCUCUGAAAGAAGAAUGGGCUGCCACCCAGACCGCUAAUUCAUAGAUCUGCUGCUGGGAAUUAGGGGAACAAUGCGUCCAGGUUAGGAUUCAGGUCUCACAUCUUCCUGAAAGUGAGAGCCAACCUGGGUAUUAGAAAUCUAAUUCCUCUCAAAUAUUUGCCUUGGGAAUGCUCCCGGGCAGGUGCAACCCCACCCCCAGCUCCACACACCUGGACAGAAGCACAGAUUAAACCCUCUUUUGUUUGUCUUUUA